AUGUCUGUGUCCGUCGACGUUAAUUAUCAAAACCAGAUUGCGUCUGUUUUGGAUUCACUUACAAAGGUGGCCGUCGUGGAAAUAACGAAACUGUUCGAGAGUCGCUUCCUUGCUACGGGAACCACCGUUCUCAUUGAAGGGCGGACGGAGCAAAAUGAAAUCCUGCAAACGGUGGACUUUGUCAAAAAGUCAGGCAAGAAAUGUCUUCGCAGUAUCGGAGUUCAAGUGGAUGAGGAGCUACCUGGUAAAUGAAAGUGUUACUUCAUAACACUGUAACGUUGUUGCUGUGCAGAGCCCAGUGAAACAUUGUGUACAAUCUCAUCAAAAUGAUCUUGCUGCUGGAUACUUUAUUGCAACUAGCAAGUAGUACAAUCAUGUUCUCGGGGGAGCCAUAUGUAAACAUUUGGAUAAAUAAACACUGUUUAGUCUGCAUGAUGACUCAGUCUUAUCAUGCUCUCUGAAUGUGACUGUGGAAAUGCAGUUUAUUUUUAAUGAAAUGUUGGAAGGAGUUAGGCUACUGCAAAAUAUAGAUGACUGACAAAAUGUUAACAAACAACAUUUGAGGCAAAAAAAUUACAAAGUUAUGCACAAUUAGCGAUUUAUUUAAUCUCAGUGCUGAUUUGCACCAUGCUGGUCAUGGGUGCACCUCAGCCACGCUCAAGGUGCUAAACGAUAUUUUAACCGCGAUCGAUAAUAGACAGUACUGUGCAGCCGUCUUCAUCGACCUGGCCAAGGCUUUCGACUCUGUCAACCACCGCAUUCUUAUUGGCAGACUAAAUAGCCUUGGUUUCUCAAAUGACUGCCUCGCCUGGUUCACCAACUACUUCUCAGAUAGAGUUCAAUGUGUCAAAUCGGAGGGCCUGUUGUCUGGACCUAUGGCAGUCUCUAUGGGGGUGCCACAGGGUUCAAUUCUUGGGCCAACUCUUUUCUCUGUGUAUAUCAAUGAUGUCGCUCUUGCUGCUGGUGAUUCUCAGAUCCACCUCUAUGCAGACGACACCAUUUUGUAUACAUCUGGCCCUUCAUUGGACACUGUGUUAACAAACCUCCAAACGAGCUUCAAUGCCAUACAACACUCCUUCUGUAGCCUCUAACUGCUCUUAAACACAAGUAAAACUAAAUGCAUGCUCUUCAAUCGAACGCUGCUGGCACCCGCCCACCCGACUAGAAUCACUACUCUCGACGGGUCUGACCUAGAGUAUGUGGACAACUACAAAUACCUAGGUAAACUCUCCUUCCAGACUCACAUUAAGCAUCUCCAAUCCAAAGUUAAAUCUAGAAUCGGCUUCCUAUUUCGCAACAAAGCCUCCUUCACUCAUGCUGCCAAACAUGCCCUCGUAAAACUGACUAUCCUACCGAUCCUUGACUUCGGCGAUGUCAUUUACAAAAUAGCCUCCAACACUCUACUCAGCAAAUUGGAUGUAGUCUAUCACAGUGCCAUCUGUUUUGUCACCAAAGCCCCAUAUACUACCCACCACAGUGACCUGUACGCUCUUGUUGGCUGGUCCUCACUACAUAUUCGUCGCCAAACCCACUGGCUCCAGGCCAUCUAUAAAUCACUGCUAGGCAAAUCACUGCCUUAUAUUAGCUAAUUCAUCACCAUAGCAACACCCACCGGUAGUAUGCGCUCCAGCAGGUAUAUCUCAUUGGUCAUCCCCAAAGCCAACACCUCCUUUGGCCGCCAUUCCUUCCAGUUCUCUGCUGCCAAUGACUGGAACAAACUGAAAAAAUCUCUGAAGCUGGAGACUCUUAUCUCCCUCACUAACUUUAAGCAUCAGUUGUCAGAGCACCUUACCGAUCACUGCACCUGUACAUAGCCCAUCUGAAAUUAGCCCACCCAACUACCUCAUCCCCAUAUUGUUAUUUAUUUUUCUCAUUUGCACCCCAGUAUCUCUAUUUGCACAUCUAUCAUUCCAGUGUUAAUACUAAUUGUAAUUAUUUUGCACUAUGGCCUAUUUAUUGCCUUACCUCCAUAACUUGCUACAUUUGCACACACUAUAUAUAUUUUUUCUGUUGUAUUUAUGACUUUAUGUUUUGUUUUACCCCAUAUGUAACUCUGUGUUGUUGUUUUUAUCGCACUGCUUUGCUUUAUCUUGGCCAGGUCGCAGUUGUAAAUGAGAACUUGUUCUCAACUGGCUUACCUGGUUAAAUAAAGGUGAAAUAAAUCAAAUAAAUUCCCUCUAGCCCCCAAACAGUGCUCCUUCUCAAAGGGCAGUGGUUCUUUGAAAGGGAGCAGUGAGAAGGAGGGUCCUGCACAUUAUAUCCCCCUGCUGGAGGCUAAUCAGCAUGCUGACCUCAAGUGCUCUGUUCUAGAAGACAAGGUCAGUGAGUCAGUGUUUGGGGUUAAUGUGAUUUGUGAACCAUAAGAUGUUUGUUAAAAUAACUCAUGCCUUUUUGACCUGUAGUGUAGGCUAAUUUGAGUUGCUGACACCUGUAUUACAAGACCUAAGUAGUUGUAUUUUUGGCUUGUCAUCCGUCUGUCAGGAUGUGGAGAUGGUGAAUGGGAGCAGUCUGGAACCAGAAUCCCCAACAACCACUGAGCCAGAAGGAGAACAAGUUAUCUAUUCCGGUAAAAAACACAUUCAUUCUAGGAGGUGGUGGUGAAGCUAUAGACACAGAAAUAUAUUUGUUAUAAAGGGUUGAGGUUACCAUCUAACAACUAUUUAUUUUCUUUCCUCUAGCCCCUAUGUAUCCAAGCCACCUCUCUGGUACUGUUCAAAGCUCCCCAACUAAGCAGAAACCCCAGCCCAUAAAGACAGAAUCAGAGAAUGGAAUGAACACAGAAAGGGUGACUAAAGUAAUCUGCCAAACGGUCCCAAAGGCAGAGGAGCAGGAUUCAACACCACAGCCUAAAUGUAAAGAAAAGCCUACCCAAGUGGAGCCCCAGCAGGCCAGUGUCAGCACUGCAAAGGAGACAGCCUACAGCCCGUCCUCCUCAGAUGUGGCUUUGGCUCCUGUACAGGCUAAGAGAAAGUUGAAAUCUAUGGGUGCAUGGGACCUUCCCUCUGCGGUGAAGAAUAAAAAGAAGGUGGACUUCAAGCUAGACCAGAUGAAGAAGAAGAAGAAGAAGAAGAAGAAGAAGAAGAAGAAGAAGAAGGUGGAUUUCAAGCUGGACCAGACCUCCCUGGAGCACAAAUUGACGAGGGCCUGCUCGGUGCAGCUGGUGAACCUGCUUUUGGUGCCUGGAGGAAAUAACUCUGGAGGGAAGAAGAAGGCUAAUGGGAGCUACUGUCACGACAGCAAGAGGUACCCCAUGCCCAAGGACCUCAAGACCCACCAGGGCCUCCACACAGGCCGGCGCCUUUGCUGCUUCACUCAGUGUGGGAACGGGGUCUGGCGGCUUCAAAGCGUACUCUCCGCGAGCCGCUCCUACGGCUGCAAAAUCUGCGGGAAGAGGUUCAAACGCAGGAAGAUCUUGAGGAGGCAUGAGCGUUUCCACACCGGGGAGAAGCCCUACUCCUGCUACCAGUGCUCCAAGAUGUUCGCCCUGCGGAAAAGCCUCCGCAGGCAUGAGAGGUUCCACACGGGGGACAAGCCUCACAGCUGCCCCCAGUGUGGGAAGAGCUUCCGGCUCAGGGACAAUCUGAAGGCUCACCUGCGCUUUCACACCGGCGAGAGACCUUUCACCUGCUCCUUCUGCUCCAAGAGCUUCAGAAUCCUCAGGAACCUUGAGGAACACAGCAUUGAUCACUUGGGAGUGACAGCGAAAUAG
Molecule: messenger RNA, 3709 nt
Organism: Coregonus sp. 'balchen'
Lineage: Eukaryota; Metazoa; Chordata; Actinopteri; Salmoniformes; Salmonidae
Source: the annotation of a GenBank genome assembly